This is a messenger RNA of Parasteatoda tepidariorum (common house spider), 642 nucleotides long. The record is from RefSeq and is a predicted model, not a curated record. NCBI's taxonomy places the organism in Eukaryota, Metazoa, Arthropoda, Arachnida, Araneae, Theridiidae.
GCUGUUUUACAAAAUUUGCACCUCAUCAAAGUGAAAAAUGUUUAUGAUAUUUAUGAAUUGUUCGAAUUCAUGGAUUUCAUCAAAGAAGAAAUAUUUAAAAAAGAAAAUGUUUUCUUCCACCGCUUGAAACUUCUGGUUAUUGACUCAAUAACUCCACUUCUGUCACCUUUGUUUGGUGGAAAGUAUUUAGAUGGACCUGCUUUAAUGAACAAUGUUGCUCAACAAUUUAAAGUAUUGACUUCACAGCAUAUGAUAUCUAUUUUGGUUUGUAAUAACACUGUUAAUGAUAAAGACUUUGCUAUCAAACCAGCCUUGGGGCAUAAUUGGAAAUAUAUUCCAUCAAUUUCACUUUCCAUCUCCAAGUUGAGUUCAGGAAAUCAUAAAAUGAGCACAUUAAAAAGUUGUCGAAAUGGCUUAUUCCACCAAGUAUUAUUUCAUAUUACUAAAGCUGGAGUGACUGAUUGACUGUGCAGCUUAUUAUUCAUAAUGGCCUUUUGGAUGAUUGCAAUUCAAGAUUUAAUUUCUGUUUUAUUUUUGUAUUAGUUCUCACAUCGAAAUUUAACUUUUGUUGUAUUAUUGUUUGUGAUUUUUUUUCAUUCAUUAAUGUGAUUUCAAAGUCUUAAUAAAUUACUUUUUUAUUUA